Tarenaya hassleriana is the source of this 1555-nucleotide messenger RNA. RefSeq names its product ubiquitin-like modifier-activating enzyme 5. Gene Ontology annotation, cellular component: cytoplasm; cytosol. The record is from RefSeq and is a predicted model, not a curated record. Gene Ontology annotation, molecular function: UFM1 activating enzyme activity. Gene Ontology annotation, biological process: protein ufmylation. The transcript has 14 exons. NCBI's taxonomy places the organism in Eukaryota, Viridiplantae, Streptophyta, Magnoliopsida, Brassicales, Cleomaceae. The coding region runs from base 84 to 1379 and encodes 431 amino acids.
GCAGAGAGGUCCGGAGUCGUCGUUUUCAGACACGGGGGGAGAAAACGGAGUGAUCCCUUGCCGAACAGAGAAUCAGAGCCGAAAUGGAGGCCGAGUUCAAGGCAAUGCUCGAAGAUCUCGAUGUGCUCGAGCAAUCUCUCUCGGACCCUUCUCCGAUCCACAAGCUGCGAUCACGGAUUGACAAUCUCUCAAGUCUUGCUAGCUCCACACCCGUUCGCCGUUCAAAAGUCAAUGAGUUGAGUUCGGAGGUUGUGGAUAGCAAUCCUUACAGCAGGCUUAUGGCACUUCAGCGCAUGGGUAUUGUGGAGAACUAUGAAAGAAUAAGAGAGUUUUCAGUCGCCAUAGUUGGAGUUGGUGGUGUUGGAAGUGUUGCGGCUGAAAUGUUGACAAGAUGUGGCAUAGGUCGCCUUUUAUUGUAUGACUAUGACAAAGUUGAACUGGCUAACAUGAAUAGAUUGUUUUUCCGUCCGGAUCAGGUUGGUAUGACGAAAACUGAUGCUGCUGUUCAGACCCUUGCAGAAAUCAACCCUGAUGUUGUGCUUGAGAGUUAUACACUGAACAUAACAACAUUGCAAGGCUUUGAUACUUUUGUGUCGAGCUUAAAGGAUAAGUCGUUCCGUCCGAGCAAAGAAGGCAAUGGCGUAGAUCUGGUUUUGAGUUGUGUUGAUAAUUAUGAAGCUAGGAUGGCCGUCAAUCAGGCAUGCAAUGAGUUAAGUCAAACGUGGAUGGAGUCAGGUGUAUCAGAGGAUGCUGUUUCAGGUCACAUACAGCUGCUGGUUCCAGGAGAAACUGCCUGCUUUGCUUGUGCACCUCCUCUGGUUGUGGCAUCUGGUGUGGAUGAACGCACUCUCAAACGGGAGGGUGUCUGUGCUGCAUCUUUACCAACUACAAUGGGAGUUGUGGCCGGGCUUCUGGUUCAAAAUUCUCUCAAGUAUUUGCUAAAUUUUGGGCAAGUUUCUCCAUACCUGGGUUACAAUUCUCUCAAGGAUUUUUUCCCGACCAUGCAAAUGAGACCAAACCCACAAUGCGCUAAUGUUGCUUGUCUGGAACGACAGAAAGAAUACAUGCUUGCAAAACCAGCCAGGGACGCAGCGGCUAAAGCGAAGUUGGAGGCUGAAGCAUCAUUAGUUGGUACCGAAGAACCACUUCACGCCGAUAAUGAAUGGAACAUAAGUGUUGUGGUGGACGACAGCGAGGCAGAUAAUGCAGGUGGAGGUACUUCUUCAAGUUCAGGUACGCUGCCGGAAGGGCUUAAGCGUGAGCUUCCAAGUGCGGAUGAAUUCAAGGAGGAGACGACAGGUGCUACUGCAGAAGCAGAGGAGGACGACCUUGAUGAGCUGAAGAAGCAGCUUGAAGCUCUUAAUGCUUCUUCUGCUUAAAAUAGGCAUCAAACCCCAAAAUUUUAAAAAAAGGUGACGUUUUAUCCCUUUUUAUUUUUAAUUUAUUUCUGUAGAGAACAGAAAAAAAAAACUUAUUUCAGAGUUUAUGCUCCUCUAUUUACACAAAAAAAGACCUAGAAUCAUAUGUUUUAUUAAUUCAGUGUUUUCUGUUUUGA